AUGAAGCGAGAUGCCACACACUUCGGAGGCAUCCUCAAGGCCAUCUGCGCAAACCUGUGCAGCCGGUGGAGAGCAGCUGCAGCUAGUCAGGGACUGCCGACGGUUGCUGGAGCCGCUCUCACGCAGCCGCUGCAGCAACAGGCACAGCGACAGGGCCAUCAGGCUCUGCAUGAUGCUUACCUGCGGCAGUGGAGCGAGGCAUUACGAAAGGCCGGCCUUCUUUGCAGCUCGCAUCUGCAACCGCCGCCCAUGGCGGAGGGGGCUCAACAGGCACCGCCGGCGCCGGCGCCCUUGCCUGCGAGCGAUCAAGGCAGAGGCAGCGGCGGUCUGGAUAUCGUGGAAUCGCAUGACAGCUUGCCCAAUGCGGAUUUGGUAGCCCAGAACCUCGCUGGGAAUAUUAAUGCAAUUGCGAUUUUCGAAAAAGAUGAGGACGACGAUGACGCAGGAGAGACGGAGGACGACGACGACGUCGCCCCCAUCUGGUACGAGCGACCCGCAGUGUUGGCCUUCCUCGUGUCUGUGGGCCUGGGCCUGGGGCUGCUGCUGGUGGGGCUGGUACUGCACAUCCGUUACAGAGCCACCUACGACGCCUUCCGCUGGUGCUAUUUCUUCGCGGCCUUGCCGCUGCUGUAUUACAUCCUGGCAUACGCGUCCAAGCACGCGUUUAUGUUGCUGGAGUGGUUAUUCUUCCGGGAGUCGCUGUUCUACCUGGAUAACCUCCAACGAAGUGCGCUGUGGCUGCUCUUCUUCCUGGCUCUGCUGCCCUGGUACCAGACCGUGUUCAGGUGGGCCUGGUGCCACAAUACGGCAACCUUCCGUCGCCGUUGUGAGAGCCCCGCUUACCUGCAAGCCACCUCCGCUGUAUGGAACGUGUUGCUGUGCCUGAUGCUGUUCUGUCUGGCCAAUCUGCUGAAGGCAGUGCUAGCUAAACUGCUUACCACCCACUUUUACCGCACCGCGCACUUCAAGAAGCUCAAGAGCGCGCUGGAAAAGGAGUACGCGUUGCAGGUGCUAUCUCGCCCCCGACGGCAAGUUAUAUCCGAGCGAUGGGGCCAGCAGCAGCAGCAACAGCCGCCGCAGCAGCAGCAGUUGGAUUUUGAUGGAAACCCAAACCCGCACCAGCCCCACCAUCACAAUGCCGUUUGGUACAAUCUGGCCUCAUACCUAAAUUACCAUCACCACAACAACCACGGCGGCAGCGGCGGUGACCCCACCGCUGCUGCCAUCGCUACCACUGACGGCGCCGCUGCCAGCACUGCUUUCCAUGCAAGCCGCGUGCCGGCGGCCAUUCCGGCGGAGCAAACGGUAGGAGCGAUGGAGGAGGCGGCUGAGGGACAGCCGGAGCCGACGGCCACCACGAUCACGAACGUCAGCCCCGAGGUUGUACUGCCGCCGCCGCCGCUGCAGCAGCAGCAGCCGCUGCCGCUGCAGCUGCCGCAAUCGACACCGCCACGGGCGCUACAGCCGACGCCCACGGCGUUACCCAUCAGCAGUGUCGACGUCACGGUGGAAGCCGGCCGUAGCGCCGCCGCCGCCGCCGCCGCCACCCCUCCAGCAGUGGCGGCGGUCUCCUCCGCAGAACUGCCCUCCCGUUCACCAUCGCCCAUCGUCGCCAACCGCCAACUGGGGACCCAUGUGAGAACUGCUACAGCCGACCCGCAGCUGCUGCAGCUCACAGCGCCGCACUUGCAGCAGAAACAGGAGACGGACGCUUGUGGAUACACCGUUGCCGCUGCGGCAAGUGGCGGCGGUGGCGUCGACCCGUCAGGCAUCUCCCUGGACCAAAUUCCUGCAGCUGCUGAUGCAGCGGCAGUAUUGGCCUCGUCCGGGGAGGGAGGCGUCAGCCGGCGGCCUCGGGAGUUGCUGCCGUCGUCGUCGCUGCCGUCGCUGGCCCAGCAGCAGCUGCCGGCUUGUGUCGGGUUGUUUGCCCCGCCCGCGGUAACGACGGGUCUACGGCACCUGACUGAUGCCGAGCUGGAGAAGGUCCGUACAGCCAUCGUCAUCAAAACCCAGUCGGCGCUCAUUUCCAAGUACACCGACCGAAGCGACGAGGACAUGGCCAAGGAGCUAGGUCGUGUGAAGCGGUUCGCCAAGGCGCUGUUCUACAACGUUCUGCCGACCGUGACGAGUGGGGAGGGAGCUAGCGGAGGCGGCGCAGGAGGGGGUGGUCGCAGAGACUACCUCAUCCUCGAUGACUUUUUGCCGUUUUUUGAGGAGGCGGAGGGCGCUGGCACAUCAGCAGGAGGAUGGGGAGGAUCAGGGACACCUGCAGCAGCAGCAGGAGGGGUAGGUGGUGAUGGUCGGAAACUGCCAUCGACGGCAUCGCUACCGCACCUAGGGCAGCUGCAACAGCAACAGCAUCAAUCAGAACAGCAGCAUCAACAGAGCCAUCACCACCUGCAGGAGGGCCAGCAGGGCGGGAGCGCCCGAUAUGGAGGCAGUGGCGGUGGCAGCGGGGUUGGUGGAGGAGGAGGAGGAGGAGGAGGAGGCGGCAAGAGCCUGACUCGCAAUUCUAUAGCGCUUUCGGUGGACCCCGCACGUGCUGCACGGCAACGAGCACGGCAGCGGGCUGCGGUGGAGGCGGCUCAGAAGGCGUUUGCUGUGUUCGAUGCGGACGGCAAUGGCGAGGUCUCUCGCGCUGAAGUCAAGGAGGCCGUAGUCAAUAUCUACAAAGUGGUGCUGCUGCUGCUCGUGGUGGUGGUGGAGGUGUUGUUGGUGGUGCUGGUGGUGUUGGUGCUGGAAGUGGUGCUGGUGGUGGUGGUGGUGGAGGUGUUGUUGGUGUUGUUGGUGGUGUUGGUGGUGGUGGUGGUGCUGGUGCUGGUGGUGUUGGUGGUGUUGGUGCUGGAAGUGGUGCUGCUGCUGCUGGUGGUGGUGGUGGAGGUGUUGUUGGUGGUGCUGGUGGUGUUGGUGCUGGAAGUGGUGCUGGUGGUGGUGGUGGUGGAGGUGUUGUUGGUGGUGUUGGUGUUGUUGGUGCUGGAAGUGGUGCUGCUGCUGCUGGUGGUGGUGGUGGUGGAGGUGUUGUUGGUGGUGCUGGUGGUGUUGGUGCUGGAUGUGGUGCUGCUGUGCUGCCUUAAGGAUACGGACACUAUAGUGCAGAGCCUGGAGUUCGGUAUCGGUGGGAUUAUCCACUUCGUGUUCGCCGCCGUGUACCUGCUGAUCUGGGGGGUGGACCUGCUCACGGGCUUCUCCACCUUCUCGACCACCGUGCUGGCACUCACGUUCGUGUUCGGAAACAGCGUCAAGAAUAUGUUCGAAAGUAUGUUGUUCCUGUUCGUGACUCAUCCGUACGAUGUUGGGGAUUGCAUUGUAAUUGGUACGGAUAUGUACCGGGUCAAGAAGAUCAGCCUGCUGUACACUGACCUUGUCAAGUAUACUGGCGAGCGGGUGUACAUGCCCAACACCUCCCUCAUAGAGGAGGGAAUCAUCAAUUGGACACGAUCAAAAUCGAAGUCUGAGUCUUGCAGGCUGGUCUGCGACCUGGGUGUGGCCUGGCAGGUUCGUGAGGACAUCCAGACGGCUCUGAGGGCCUACGCGAAGGAGCACCCCGGGGAGUUUGACGGGGAGCCCUCCUGCAACUUCAGAGAGCUGGUGGACCCCCUCAAGGUGGUGCUGGUGUGCUCCUGGACCUACAACUUUGCACCGGACGAAUUUUCCCGUCUGGGCCCCGCCCGCAACGGCAUGUUGUUCAUCGUUCAGUCCAUGGCCCGAGAGCACCGCCUGCAUCACACCACGUUCAUGGAGAGCUACGUGAACACAUGA
Molecule: messenger RNA, 3759 nt
Organism: Volvox carteri f. nagariensis
Lineage: Eukaryota; Viridiplantae; Chlorophyta; Chlorophyceae; Chlamydomonadales; Volvocaceae
Exons: 21
Coding region: 1-3759 (1252 amino acids)
Biological process (GO): transmembrane transport; monoatomic anion transport
Cellular component (GO): plasma membrane
Molecular function (GO): mechanosensitive monoatomic ion channel activity; calcium ion binding
Source: RefSeq, a predicted model, not a curated record